Molecule: messenger RNA, 1928 nt
Organism: Caenorhabditis angaria
Lineage: Eukaryota; Metazoa; Nematoda; Chromadorea; Rhabditida; Rhabditidae
Source: the annotation of a GenBank genome assembly
AUGUCGAUUUCAACAAUCCGACGACAGGUGAAAAAUGUUGCGUACAAUUUUUCGGAUGCGCAAGUCAAAGUCAGAGAAGCGACUAGCAACGAUCCCUGGGGACCAUCAACAGCCCUCAUGUCCGAAAUUUCCGACCUCACACACAAUCCAAUGGCAUUCACCGAGAUUAUGUCAAUCAUUUGGAAACGUUUGAAUGAUUCGGGCAAAAAUUGGCGACACGUUUAUAAGAGUUUGGUGUUGUUGGACUUUUUGAUCAAGUGUGGAAAUGAGAAGGUGGCGCAACAAUGUCGUGAAAAUGUUUUUACGAUUGAGACACUCAAAGAUUUUCAACAUGUUGAGGAUAAUCGUGAUCAGGUUGGCUUUUUUUUCUUCGAGAAAAAAAAGAAUAAUUUUGGUUACAGGGUUUGAGUGUUCGCGAAAAGGCCAAGCAAAUCACAUCAUUGCUCGCUGAUGAGGAACGUUUGAAGAACGAGCGAGCUCGCUUCAUCUUGACUCGCAACAAGUUCAAGAACAGCGCCGCUGCAACUGGAUCGGUUGGCGCGGAAUCAAGGCGAAACCGUCAUCAUAUUACGGAUGUUUCACUAGAUCCGGAAUACGAAGAAGCUCGCCCUUCCACAGCUACCGAGGAAGAAAUGCAAUUGCAAAUCGCGUUGGCUUUGUCAAGAGAAGAACACGAGAAAGCGGAUGAGAUGCGAAAAUCGGAUGAAGUUGGACUUCAACUUGCACUUGAGGAAUCGAAGAAGGAGGCUGAGCGACUGUCGCAUACAAAACAAGGUGUUGUUGGAAGCGGACAGUUGACUCAAUCCGCUUUGGAUGAUUUGCUCUCGUUGGGUGUUGGUGAACUCGUCACAUCAUCAUCAAACGAUCCGUCGAGUUCGGCUUGGGGAUCGACGUCAACUGCCCAAAUUGUUGAUCCUUGGGGAAUGCCAACAACAAAUAACGGUGCUUCUGCUGCCAACAAUGGUGGUGGAUUAUAUCCAUCGGCUGCGAUGUUGAAUGAUCCGUGGGCUACACAACAAGUUGCACCAACUGUACCGCAACAAUCGAGCGAUCCGUUUGCCGCUUGGGAUGCGCCAGCACAAAAUCAACACAAUCAAUUUGCGGCGAGUGCUAUUCCGACAACUGCGCCACCAAGUUAUGAUUCGAUGGAUCUUUUGGGAGGAGAUGUGAGUUUGACAGUGUUGGGAAGAGCUCUGACCUGAUUUAGAGGCUCUAUCAUGAGUCCUCAGAUUAGAAAUGUUCUUCGAUUCCCACCCAAAACCUCACCUCAACAAAUUUCCUUGCAGAUUCUUGCGCCAACCACCUCAUCAACCACACUCACCGCCGGCAGCACCAACGGAACUCGAAAAACACCCGAAAACUUUUUGGGCGAAAACUCGAACCUCGUCAAUUUGGAUAACUUGCUCGGCACCGCUGCAACAACAUCAUCAGGUAAGCGAAUAUCUCCUGGAAAUUUAAAAAAUCAAUCGAUAAAUUAAUUAAUUUUUAAAAUUUCUUCAGCUCCACUUCCAAAUGGUAUGUGUUGAAAUCAGUUUUUCUUUUUAAUUAUUAUUAUUUCAAUAAUUUCCGCUAUUUUUAAAAACUAACCCCCCUUUAAACGCUUUUUAUGAAUACACUAGAUUAAAUUAGAUAGAUGCAUGAUUUCUUCUAAUGUUUCUUUUGGAACCGGCUGAAACUAGCCUGGUUUCGAAAAAAGUUUCUUCAAAAAUCCAAAAAACAAAACAAAAUCCGAAUUUUUAGGUGGCAACCCAUUCUUGACGUCAUCAACCGCAACAGUAACCAGCAAUCCAUUCGCCGCACAACAACGCAAAUCGCCGACACUAAAUGAGAUGCGAGCCGCGCAAGGACAAGCGCCACCAGUCCCAUCAAUGGCACCACGUGGCGGACUCCCACAACCAGUCGCCAACCCAUUUGCGAAUCCAUUCUAA